Messenger RNA from Drosophila rhopaloa, 3738 nucleotides. It is a transcript of the gene Eaat2, whose product is annotated as excitatory amino acid transporter. Gene Ontology annotation, molecular function: neutral L-amino acid transmembrane transporter activity; glutamate:sodium symporter activity; L-glutamate transmembrane transporter activity. Gene Ontology annotation, cellular component: plasma membrane. Lineage: Eukaryota; Metazoa; Arthropoda; Insecta; Diptera; Drosophilidae. The record is from RefSeq and is a predicted model, not a curated record. Gene Ontology annotation, biological process: L-glutamate transmembrane transport. Bases 1091 to 2830 code for a protein of 579 amino acids. The transcript is spliced from 6 exons.
UACUUGAUAUACUUGAAAUUAUUUUUCUGCGUGGCUGCUAAUCAAUUUUUGCGUGUCCGCCGAGCGGAAUUUUCCGCUUUAUGAUAAUUAUGGAGCGUCAAUCAGCUUUUCGACGGUGCGUGAUGUCUGCAGCGCGUCUCCAUUUCAAUUUCAAUUUUCAUUUCGUUUUCAUUUCCCUGCCGGCAUUUGCCAUAAAUGUGCCGCGAGAAAAAGAGAGAGAGGUUUCAUAUUUAUGGCACAGGAUACUCGACUCCCGCGAGGCUUUCAAAUAAAAAGCUGACCGAGCGAGAGAGUGGCACAUUCGCAGGAGCAAGCUUGAACUGAACGGUUGGCAUUCGAAGGAGCUGAAAGUCCAGGAGCAGGAAAAAAGAGAAACAGACACGGCUGAAAAUAGUGAAAACGAAAGCGGAAGAAGGCGACUUAAAGCCACGGCCAAGGAACUUUAAAAAGGACCCAUCGAAUUCAAGACAUCUCUUCUUUCCCGGAUAUCUGGAUUCCAACCGGAGCAGGGCCUGACACAGUUUCCCCUUGCCCCAACUGCAAUCGACUCCUGACCCGGACUCUGAAAAAUCGAUUAUCUCUGUGUGUGUGCACAACAACCCGCGAGUGCAGUUCAGCGCCUUAAAGAGAGCCACCCACUCGCGAAGGUCAGUAGCGCCCGGCCAGCCCCAUUUGAUUGCCAUUCCGGUUCGGAAAGUACCCAAAAACCACUACAACGGAGCCGCUAACCCGCAACCGCCGCUGCCGCAGAGAAGGAACGACGGUUCGAGGCGGAACGCAAACGCCGCCGAACAAAAGGAAGACAACGCCGCACCGGUAGAAUGGCCUACCUAAUCAACAUUCUUAAGUUCAAUGUAAAGUACUUAAAAAAUCAAUAACUAGACACCGACCGACCGACCAUCCAUUGCAAAAGGAGCAUCCGCAUCCGAGUGAAAUAGUGACGAAAAACCACGGGAACCCCAAACGUUGCUAGCUCUCUCUCUUUCUCUCGUUCGCCCCGUCUCGCUUGCUCCUCUCUUGGUAUUUUUUUUGUCGCCCCCGCUUCGCUGCGCCUCGUUCUGCGCCGUCCGGACACUACGACAUUUGGACAAUGGAAAUGGAAAAGUCUGGGAAAUUUUCAGAUUACCUCUUCGCCAAAAUGGGUCCCCCCACCGCCACCGAGCUGCCCCCGAAGACCACGGAGCGCAGCGACGCCCCCGUCGAACUGACUGGUUAUCGCAGGUGGCUAAGUGAUAACCUCAUGCUGCUGGUCACUCUCUCCGGAGUCCUACUCGGGGUGAUACUGGGACUCUCGUUGCGGCCGCUUAAUUUACACGGGGAUUCUAUCAUGCUGAUCUCGUAUCCUGGCGAACUGUUUAUGCGUGUGCUCAAGCUGAUGAUCUUGCCGCUGGUUAUAUCCAGUCUGAUUGCCGGAUCGGCCAGUCUUAAUGCCAAGAUGAAUGGCAAGAUAGCACUGCGCACGCUGGUUUACUUUGCCAGCACUUCGUUCUUCAACGCCGCUUUGGGCAUCGCUCUCGUACUCCUCAUCCAUCCCGGAAAUCCGGAUCUGCACAAUGCGGAUGAUCGAUCGACGGAUAGGCGGGCGGUGAACCUACUGGAUAGUCUUUUGGAUUUGGGCAGAAACGUAUUCCCGGACAACCUGUUCCAGGCGUCCAUUCAGCAGGCGCACACCGUCUAUCUGCCCAAGCCGAGCAUCCUGCACGCCUUCAACGAGACGAUGAACGACACCCUGCUCUCCGGCGCGGACGCCCAACGGCUUUCGGAGGAUCUUACGGAGGAGGUGGUGCUGGUGAGGGACGUGCAGUACCGCAGCGGGACCAACACCUUGGGCAUCGUAUUCUUCUGCCUGGUAUUUGGCACUUUUCUGGGCACCAUCGGCCAGAAGGGUCAGGUUGUGGUCGACUUCUUCGCCGCCAUUUUCGAGGUGAUCAUGAAGAUGGUGACCUGCGUGAUGUGGCUAACCCCGGUGGGCAUUAGUUCUGUGAUCGCUGGAAAGAUACUCAGCGUGGGCGAUUUGGGCCUGGUGAUGUCGCAACUCAUGUGGUUUAUUCUCACGGUGGCCAUCGGCGUGUUUAUCUACCAGUUCAUCGUGAUGCAGGCCAUUUAUUUCGUCGUCGUGCGCCGCAAUCCGUUUAAGUUCUACGCCGGACUCAUCCAGGCCAUGCUCACCGCCUUCGCCACGGCCUCAACCGCCGCCGCCCUGCCCAUAACAUUCCGGUGCAUGAACGAGAAACUGCGUGUGGAUCCGCGGAUAACGCGAUUCGUCCUGCCCAUCGGAUGCAACAUCAACAUGGACGGAACGGCCCUCUACAUCGCGGUGGCCUCGAUCUUCAUUGCCCAGAUGAGCGGUAUGGUUCUGGGAUUCGGGGAACUGCUGACGGUGCUCCUGACCUCCACGGCUGCCUCGAUGAGCUCGGCCAGUGUUCCGAGUGCUGCUCUGGUACUCCUUCUCGUGGUGCUCACCGCCAUUGAUGCUCCUGUUCAGGAUGUCACGCUCCUCUUCGCCGUGGAUUGGUUUGUGGACCGGAUUCGCACCACGAAUAAUAUGCUGGGCGACUGUUACACCGCUGCCGUCGUCGAGGAACUGUCGCGCAAGGAGUUGAUGGCUUUGGACGCAGCUUCCGUGAAUUAUCAGGACAUGCCCGCUAGCACCCCCAAUGGACAUGGCCAUGGGCACCUCGAGGGGGGACUUCUCGAGGGGCAGACAGAGCUGGAGACGAGCGGCAAGUGCGUGAUGACGAUGACGAUGACAGACUCGGUGGUGGUGGACAUGAGUGCGGUAAUGAACAACGUGAACCUGCAGCAGGAGCACUGCAACCGCAGGGUCUAGAAGAUUUUAGUUCGUCAGCAUUUGCUCAAUAGUCCCAGAACCAAAACCACCAUCAGCAAAACAAUAACACCUAUGAUAUUCACCACCAAUAGAACACAGUGUUCCCCCAAAAACGUUUUUGAUAUAGGAUCUUUAAGAAACAACCGAUUGGAUAUGUAUGGAGGCACUGUCUGACGAACCCACCCGUAUUGAAUUUACUCCUCUUUUGGACCAGUGUCGAUAGCAAUUAAUUAGCCUGAACACUUAAAGGACUUCGCAUACGUAUAUAUCGAAUAUUCACCUAGUAGAGACCGCAUAAGGAUAUUAUAUGCCACAUAUAAGCACACACAUUUUACCUAAAACCCCAACCCCAACCCCAAAAACACGAAGAGACGCUAAGCGAGGGAUUCUUGUGAUCUGUCCUGGGAACUAUGUGCAUAAUCUAUGGGUAUUAUUUUGUAAGCUCGAUUGUGAUGGGGUCACACUAAUUUAUUUUACAAUGUUGCUUAUUUAUACGUUAUAUAUGUGUUGUUUGGAAGAAUUUCGAAAGGUCAAUGUAUCAAGGGAUAGACGGAUAAACGCAGAAAAGCAGGUUGUAGAAGAAGUUUGCUAUGUUUAGUUCUAGAUUUAGUUGGUCUGUUAAAUUUCUGCAACUCACAUUUGGUUACACGCCUCUGAUUAACCAUGAACGACUACUCGUUAAAUACUACCAAUUAUCAAUUACCCAUUACCAAUUACCGAUACCAAAUAUCACACAUGCAUUCGUAGACUGAUAGCAGACUUAGUAGCGAUAACAAAUAUGUAUCUGCAUAUAUGCAAUACUUACUAACCAAUAUCCGACAUUCGAUUUGUACGCAAACGCAUACGCUGAAUACAAUAAAAUUUAUUAUACCACCUAUUUAAAGAUAUUAGUGGGAAUAUUAACGUAA